Messenger RNA from Exserohilum turcica Et28A, 342 nucleotides. RefSeq lists its product as uncharacterized. Bases 1 to 342 code for a protein of 113 amino acids. Lineage: Eukaryota; Fungi; Ascomycota; Dothideomycetes; Pleosporales; Pleosporaceae. The transcript is spliced from 2 exons. The record is from RefSeq and is a predicted model, not a curated record.
AUGAAGGCACCUUCGUCCUCAUCCGUGGCUCUGGUAUUGACGUUUCUUUCUCCCAACGCCAAUAUCUUUGCAAAUGCAGACCGGCUGCCCGUAACCGCAGGCUUCAACCCUUACAUACCAUCUGCCCUCUGUUGCAACACAGAUUUCGUCUGGACUCCUUUUAAUACUCCGAAUGGCCAAGGUCCUAUUUGGUCAUGGCAGUACUGCUGCAAGCUAGGAACAGAUCCUAAUUCAGGCAAUGGAUGCGACGGCGACGACGGUUUUAACGUUGGACGUGAACAACUAAGUAAGUUUUAUGGACCGGGUUGUGGUGGAGGAGCUGUACAGGUAUAUGGAAACUAG